Messenger RNA from Austrofundulus limnaeus, 3183 nucleotides. RefSeq names its product zinc finger, RAN-binding domain containing 1a (gene zranb1a). The record is from RefSeq and is a predicted model, not a curated record. Lineage: Eukaryota; Metazoa; Chordata; Actinopteri; Cyprinodontiformes; Rivulidae. Gene Ontology annotation, cellular component: nucleus; cytoplasm. Gene Ontology annotation, biological process: cell migration; cytoskeleton organization; protein K33-linked deubiquitination. Gene Ontology annotation, molecular function: cysteine-type deubiquitinase activity; K63-linked polyubiquitin modification-dependent protein binding.
AAGGCUGGCUAGCGUUUAUUUUGGCUCUGCUUCUCUUUGGUGUUGCUAUCGUCGCCAUUAAAGUWGACAGAGGCAGCGCAAACCAUGGAGAAAUGCGGAUUUAUUUCAUAAUUUCAGAUCUUCGGAAGGCUCGUAAAUGGCUAUCCUUUUUCUGCCAGAAGUUUUUGUGUCCGUAAAGGUAAACAUGUGACCAAGCGAAGGAUUCUAAACAUUUCGGAUUGGGAAAGGUUUGAUUGAGCCGGAGGAGGAGGUGGGGUGGCACAGGGGAGGGGGUGGCUGGACUAGAAGGGUUUGUUGUGGUUUUCCGCAGCACUUGAGACGAACAGUCACGAAACGCAGGAAACAAAGCUGCCCACAAUGACUGAACCAAAGGUGAAGUGGGCCUGUGACUACUGCACCUAUGAGAACUGGCCRUCUGCAAUCAAGUGUACAAUGUGCUGUGCACCGAGGCUGACGGGUCCCAUCAUUACAGAGGAGCCUUAUAAAAACAGCCCUGAUCCAGAUCCCAGUCUAAAAUGGGAUCCUUCAAGAACUGAGAAUGGAAGCAGUCUUCUUAUCUGUACUGACUCCAGUGCCAGACCCAGAGUCAGGUCCUCCAGCAUGGCCGAGAUUGCUAAUAAGUGGUCUUGUCAGAUGUGCACCUAUCUCAACUGGCCUCGUGCCAUUCGUUGCACGCAGUGUCUGUGCCAGCGCCCCAGGACCAGCAGCCCCACAGAGUCCCCUCAGACUUCAGGCUGCCGUCCUGCUGUCCACUCCCCCGUGGACACGUGUGAGGAGUACAAUGACAGAAACAGACUCAACACACACCAGCAGCACUGGACUUGUACAGCGUGCACUUACCAGAACUUGCCCAGAACUACAAAGUGUGUCGCGUGUGACCUCCCCAAGCCCAACAACCAGGAGCCCAUAGAGCUGCCGGAGUCUGCCGAGUCCUCUCUCCUGAUCAUUGAGCAGGAUGUGGCUCGUUGGAGGGGCGGCUGCAGUGGAAGCCAGAGCCAGAGGAGAUCCCCUCCGAUGGCUAAGAGGGAAGACCACGUCAAGAUGGAUUUCCAGAGGAUAGAGCUGGCAGCUGGAGCCAUGAGCAAAGAGGAACAAGAAGUCGACUUCAAGAAGCUGAAGCAGAUUAGAAACCGAAUGAGGAAAACAGACUGGCUGUUUCUCAGUGCCUGUGCUGGUGUUGUUGAAGGAGAUCUGGCAGCUGUUGAAGCCUACAAAUCAUCUGGUGGUGACAUCGCCCGGCAGCUCACGGCUGACGAGGUUCAGCUCCUCAACCGGUCCUCUGCGUUUGACGUCGGCUUCACCCUGGUCCAUUUGGCUAUUCGCUUCCAGAGACAGGACAUGCUGGCUAUCCUGUUGACGGAGGUGAACCAGCAAGCAGCAAAGUGUAUCCCCUCCAUGGUCUGUCCUGAGCUGACGGAGCAGAUCCGCAGGGAGAUCGCAGCGUCACUACAUCAACGCAAAGGAGACUUUGCUUGUUACUUCCUCCCAGAUUUGGUCACUUUCACUCUGCCUGCAGAUAUUGAGGAUUUGCCGCCUGCUGUCCAAGAAAAACUGUUUGAUGACGUGCUGGAUCGAGACGUGCAGAAAGAACUAGAAGAGGAGUCUCCUGUUAUAAACUGGUCCCUGGAGCUGGGCACGCGCCUGGACAGUCGUCUCUACGCCCUGUGGAACCGCACAGCUGGAGACUGUCUGCUGGACUCGGUCCUGCAGGCCACCUGGGGAAUCUACGACAAGGACUCUGUCCUCCGCAAAACCCUCCACGACAGCCUACACGACUGCUCCCACUGCCGGGGGCCAGCCUGGAGCAGACCCACAUUUUUGUUCUUGCACAUAUUCUUCGAAGACCCAUCAUAGUCUACGGAGUGAAGUACUACAAAAGUUUCCGUGGGGAACCUUUAGGAUACACUCGUUUUCAAGGUGUGUACCUGCCUCUGUUAUGGGAGCAGAGUUUCUGCUGGAAGAGCCCCAUCGCCCUGGGCUACACGCGGGGCCACUUUUCCGCCCUGGUGGCCAUGGAGAACGACGGCUACGACAAUCGUGGUGCGGGCGCCAACCUCAAUACAGACGAUGAUGUCACAGUUACGUUCCUGCCCUUGGUCGACAGCGAGAGGAAGCUGCUGCACAUUCACUUUCUCUCUGCUCAACAAAUGGGGAACGAGGAGCAGCAGGAGAAGCUGYUGCGGGAGUGGCUGGACUGCUGCGUGACGGAAGGCGGCGUCCUGGUCGCCAUGCAGAAGAGCUGCCGCCGCCGGAACCACCCCCUGGUCACCCAGAUGGUGGAGAAGUGGCUGGACCGAUACCGCCAGCUCCGCCCCUGUGCCUCUCUGUCCGACGGCGAGGAGGAGGAGGACGACGACGAGUGAGCGAGGGCAAGUAGAGAAGUGAGAGAGCUCGCAGGACUUAAGAAAUCUGGACAUUGUAGGCUCAGAGCGAGGGGUCUUUGCUACUUUAGGUUUUUGUUUCUCCCCCCUUUUUAAAAGCUGUAAAUCCUUAACUUGUAACAAUGCAUGUGAUCUGUGAGCGCCGUGGUAGAGAACAUACCAGCACUAUGAAACUGAAUCCUCAUUACUUCUCCCAUGACAGCUUAUAAAGUCCUCGUUUGCCACCCUAUACUCAAAUUACUCCUCAUUUAUCUUACUUGAAGAAAAUACUAGAAGAUAUGCAGUAUUUAAGGAUUCACCGAGCUGCAGUAGAUCAGACUCGCCUGAGAAGAUGCUAACUCUGUAUGUGUGUGUGUGUGUGUGUGUGUGUGUGUGUAUGUAAAGUGUGUGUUGAGUUAAAUAACCAGAGUUUCCCCGAUUGCUAAUCAUUUCUGCAAAACCUGUUUGAUGCUGGAUUUAUUUAUUUCUUCAAGUGCAUACACACACAAAGAGACCCCCUUCUUGGUUUCUUUUUCUCUUUUCUGUUUUUUAAAAAUCAGUUUUGUUGGAUUCACUUAGUCUUGAAGUAUUUUUAUUUUGCACACAUAAAACCUACAAUUUGUCCAUGGCAGGGGAAGAAACACUGAAGUUUACUGACAUUUUUAUGUGACCUGGUAGCUCAUGUUUGUGUUCAGAGUGACGCUGGUGGGGGAAGAAGACGACGACGACGAAGAGAAGAAUAAAAAAAAGAGAGAAAACCAAACACUCUGCCUCUUCUAUGGAGAGCAUUAAUAUUAAAUUUAACUCACUUGCAUCAACCGAA